AGGCCACAAAUGUCCCGGAACCGACUGAUGUUAGGAUAUUCUUGUUCUCCUGUAUCAAUCGCAUUAUCGUUAUAAUUACCAAACAUUGCAGCCUCAGAAUAAUAUUAUUAACGUAUUGAAUUGGUUUUUGCAAUUAGUUUCAUUUAAGUAUUUGGUUUACUCCAAGUAAUUGCUGCUAGAUACCUAACUGUUCAAAACCAAAAUACAGUUAGCUGCACUGUAUCUGGUUCAGAUAAUGUUCGCAACAACUUUGAUUUGAAUGAGCCUUCAGAAAUAUGACUAGCUAGCGACCGAAUCACACGCACGUACAUAAAUACAAGACUUAAAUCACAUUGGUAAAAUUCUGUGGAUCUGGCUGAACCACAGACUGCCGAAUUAAUCAAUUCGCACAAAGGAGCGUACUGUUCAUAGACUGUAUAAAAUAGGUACUGUUUCUUUAAAUGGUCACGAUUCACUGUCGCGUUGAUAUGACGCCAUAGAGUCAGACAUGUGGUGCUCUGCUGAAUAUUGCAGGAAAAAGUAGCAAACAUUCACUUGUAAUGGUAGCAGGGAUUUGUUUACAGUGACAUUUAACAGCCUCGCAGUGGGAAGUUUCUGAAAUAAACAAAAAUGUCAAGCGGUCGAAGACCCGAACACAUGGCACCGCCAGAGGUGUUUUACAACCAAGAUGAGGCAAGAAAGUACUCUCAGAACUCGCGGAUGAUCGAGAUCCAGAGUCAGAUGUCAGAGAGAGCCGUGGAGCUGCUGAGCCUGCCGGAAGAUCAGCCCUGUUUCCUGCUGGACGUGGGGUGUGGUUCAGGACUGAGUGGGGAUUACCUGACAGAAGAAGGACACUUAUGGGUGGGAGUGGACAUCAGUACCGCCAUGUUGGACGUGGCUUUAGAGCGGGAGGUUGAAGGAGACCUCAUUGUGGGAGACAUGGGCCAGAGGCUGCCAUUCAGGCCUGGAACCUUCGAUGGCUGCAUCAGUAUUUCUGCUUUGCAGUGGCUGUGCAACGCGGACAAAAAGUCACACAGCCCACCCAAGAGGCUCUACACCUUCUUUAGCACCCUGUAUUCCUCACUGGUUCGAGGAGCGCGUGCCGUGUUUCAGAUCUACCCCGAGAACUCUGAGCAGCUGGAGCUCAUCACCUCUCAGGCCAUGAAGGCCGGCUUCACCGGGGGCAUGGUGGUGGACUACCCCAACAGCACCAAGGCCAAGAAGUUCUUUCUCUGCCUGUUCGCCGGGGUGUCUGGGGUCUUGCCAAAGGGGCUGGGUUCAGAGACUGUUGACCGGGGUGUUGCCAAUCAAGUCCAGUUCACUGGGCAGAGGUGUCGCUUCAAGCACAUGAAGGGGAAGUCGCUGAAGAAGAGUAAGGACUGGGUCCUGGAGAAGAAGGAGAGGAGGAGGCGACAGGGCCGGGAGGUCCGAGCCGACACCAAGUACACAGCACGGCAGAGGAAGCCUCAUUUCUGACCGCCGUGUUCAACUCUGCUCCCACCCCCCCCACCCCCCACCCCUCUGCUGGGGUCACACAGCGCAGAGGCAGCGCACAAACCAACAGGCUCUGUGUGUGACCCCCCCCCUCCUGAAACUCACCUGGAACACCCUAAACCCGCCCCCCUGUGGAAGAACAGAACUCCUUUUUUCUGACUGUCAAUCAAAGCGAUGCCUCUUGAAAGGCCGGGAUGUGCUGUUGUGAGGACAGGAGACACUGACGUGGAAAGAUGUAUUAAAAUAACCACGUCUUUCUCUGA
Conger conger (European conger) is the source of this 1736-nucleotide messenger RNA. RefSeq names its product BUD23 rRNA methyltransferase and ribosome maturation factor (gene bud23). Gene Ontology annotation, biological process: rRNA (guanine-N7)-methylation. The coding region runs from base 610 to 1455 and encodes 281 amino acids. Lineage: Eukaryota; Metazoa; Chordata; Actinopteri; Anguilliformes; Congridae. The transcript is spliced from 12 exons. Gene Ontology annotation, molecular function: rRNA (guanine) methyltransferase activity. The record is from RefSeq and is a predicted model, not a curated record. Gene Ontology annotation, cellular component: nucleolus.